This is a messenger RNA of Ostertagia ostertagi, 288 nucleotides long. Lineage: Eukaryota; Metazoa; Nematoda; Chromadorea; Rhabditida; Trichostrongylidae. The record is from the annotation of a GenBank genome assembly.
AUGGCUACUAACGAGUUGACGAUGCCCUACAAACGCUAUAUUCGAUGUGGGAACCAUCAGCAGACAACUUUACGACAUGAGAACCUCGCCUCUGGGCCAGUUCAUGGUUUCUACUUGCUGCGACUUGGAAUGUUACGACUUCGAUUCAUUCCUCACCAAAGCAUGCAGAUGGAGGAAAACGAGAAGAACACGUGCAGUUGGGAUGGCGACGAGAUUGACUUCAUUCGAAUGAAAGGAUCGUGGGGCCAAUCCGAAGGCGACACGAUAUUUGGGAAAUCUGAUCAGGCC